This is a messenger RNA of Trypanosoma brucei brucei TREU927, 1218 nucleotides long. Its product is annotated as procyclin-associated gene 1 polypeptide. Gene Ontology annotation, biological process: symbiont-mediated evasion of host immune response. The transcript has a single exon. NCBI's taxonomy places the organism in Eukaryota, Euglenozoa, Kinetoplastea, Trypanosomatida, Trypanosomatidae. The record is from RefSeq and is a predicted model, not a curated record. The coding region runs from base 1 to 1218 and encodes 405 amino acids.
AUGGUCUCUUUGAUUAUCCUUUUUCGCUUGACCUUUGCCAUCGCGAAUAGGGUUCGCACGCUCAUGAAGGUAUUAGUGAUUGUGUCCUUUUUUGUACUUACUGGUAGCGCCUCCGCGGACAGUGGCGCACUGAGUUUGAGUGGAGCUGCGGAAGCGCUCUGUAAUGCGUCGAAGAGGCUGAAAUCGGUGUAUGCCUUCGUCCAAGCGAAAACUAAGUAUGCAACCGAGAAGGUGAGGGAGUUUGAGGAUAUGGUGGAGUUGGUGAGGUUGAAGAUUGUGAGGGUUAGGGGAAAUGAAGGGGGAAAUAGCAAUUGGACCUCGUGCACGGGGAUCGCGAAGUUUUUGAAACGUGUGGGGAGUAAAGUGAAUAGGGUGAAGAGGAGAGAAUUGAAGAGGUUGAGAUAUCUUGGAUACUCAGCGGUAGGGGCAGCAGGGAUAGCGGCGGGGAGGUUGGAUGAAAUGAUAAAUGUGUGGCGGCGCGCGUAUUCCAGUGGGAAAGGGGAUUUUUGCGUAGGAAAUAGCGAGCACCACGCGACGCGGAAUCAGUUGUUGAAUUGCUAUUUAAGUGACUCGGAGAAGGAUGAAUUUAUUUCUUUGGGGGAUAUGCACCGCAUGGAAAGGGUGGAGGAAAUGAACAUGACACGGGAGAGUAUGAACGAACUGCUUAGGCUCACUGGUGGCGGUGGAAACCCCUUGGAACGCUACGUCCACAGCGCAAACUGCCACCUAACAAACACCCGUCCGGGGGGCGGCUACCUCUCCGAAAACAGCACCUCCAGAAGAAUACUCUGGGGAGAUGGAAUUAUUUCCCUUAAACGAAGUGGAAGAGGAUUCGUUGGGGGGACAGGAAAAACCCGUGCAGAGGUUCUAAUACACGAUGUAACUUGGGAGGAAGACCCCGUUAACAACGUCCCCGUUCUUAGAAACGCCUACCGAGAGCUUCGCAAAUUUGUGAACUUGUAUACUCACAUCGAAGAGCUGGCGCACGAAACCGGCGCACACUGGAACUGGGAAUACGCGCAAGCUAUUGUGAACACGGGCACCCACGGAAAUAAAAGCACAGUAGUGGUAGAUGAGGAUAGUGGGAAGUCCUUCGUCGUGCUCGGGAACAGAGAAACGGUGCAAGAGGAGAAGCUGUUGGAGGAGAUGGCGAUGUGUGGUGUUGGCAGGAUUGGCUCUCUCAGGAGGACCCUCGCGUUGUUAUUUUUGUUGUUUUAA